This is a messenger RNA of Symsagittifera roscoffensis, 804 nucleotides long. RefSeq names its product vacuolar protein sorting-associated protein 28 homolog. The transcript is spliced from 7 exons. Gene Ontology annotation, molecular function: protein-containing complex binding. The coding region runs from base 15 to 656 and encodes 213 amino acids. Gene Ontology annotation, cellular component: ESCRT I complex. Lineage: Eukaryota; Metazoa; Xenacoelomorpha; Acoela; Convolutidae. Gene Ontology annotation, biological process: protein transport to vacuole involved in ubiquitin-dependent protein catabolic process via the multivesicular body sorting pathway. The record is from RefSeq and is a predicted model, not a curated record.
UUAGAUAGAUAAAAAUGAAUCAAUCAAGGCCUGAAUUGAUGGAAGAGGUGAAACUACAUGACAGUCCAAAAGAACGAGCCCAUUACGACAAUUUGGCUGAUUUGUAUGCUGUAAUCAACACACUUCAAUGCCUUGAAAGAGCAUACAUCCGAGAUUGUGUAAAGACGAACGAGUAUGAAGCUGCUUGUAACAAACUGCUGGCCCAAUACAAAACAGCUUUCAGACUUGUGCAGAGCUCAGAAUUUCCAGACGUGGACUCUUUUGUGAAGAAAUACAGACUUGAUUGCGUGGCUGCACUGGAGCGGAUCAAAGACGACCAGCCGGUUAAAGUUCGCUCAGAGAAGACAGGCAACUCAAACAAGUGUAUUGCAGACAUCGUAUCAUUGUUCAUCACGACAUCUGACUGUCUGAAAUUGGAGAGGAGAGCUAAAGAUGACAUUUAUCCGUUGGUCAGGGAGAUAUGUGACGCAUUAAGCUCAAUGACCUCUCUGCCCGCAAACUUCGAAGCCAAAACGAAAAUGAACGAGUGGCUGAAAACACUUGGAGAAAUGUCAGUGUCAGAUGAACUUUCUGACGACCAGACACGACAAUUGACCUUUGAUCUUGACGUAUCAUACAAUGCAUUCAUCCGGACGCUCAAAGACGAAAAUAACUAGCAGAGUCAACUUAUUCCUCACAAAAGAAAUCAAAAUUAAUCAACUGCGCAAUGAUAUUUCUGGAUAACUGCAAAUAUUUCCUACUAAAUUGUAUUUAUAAUAGUUUAGAGUUGUUGAAAUCAAAUAAAUUGAGAAAAUAUUGAUUGUA